AUGCCUCAGUCCCCUUCACCUCGUCUACGUCAUUACAGGACAAUGACCGCAAUAUGUUUCGUUUGCAACCUGCCGAUAUUGUCUCAUCAAGUGGGACUUGUGUGGGCUGGAGGCAACGGUUGGGACGAAUUGACGAGGUCCACAUUAGAAGAGUCCACUCUCAGACAAAGACUUGGCAGUCGGAGAGACUCCGCUGCGCAAGUCUCUUGUCUGUCCCCACCAGAGCCCGACGCCGAUCAACAAAGGGGAGGUCCACGACGCCGCCGUUCAUCGCUAGCGCAACUUACAGAUAUCUUACGCGAGUGGGGUGGAGGUGGCAGUGGACCCCGGCGUCAACGAGCCCCUCUUUCCCGAAGGGAAACCCUGGCAGACCUAGCACGUUCCCUACCCUGGGCGCGCCACGAACCUCCCCCUCGACGCAGGCGCGAUUCGUCUGCAGAUUCCGGAAUUAAAUCCAUGGCUUCCAAACGUCGAGACUCGAAAGCUGCACCAAAUGAUUUUCGUGCAGAUUUCCCAAAUUGCUGGGAACGCAAAGAUUCCACUAUAAUUAUGCCAACACCAAGAGAACGGCGCAUCAAAAGGCGGGGAUCUGGUGAUGAUGAUAAAGGACGUAGAGAUUCAGUAGAAGGACACCGACAUCGUCGUGACUCCGUUGCUCCGCCUCCGCGAAUAGUAGCAGCCCAAAGAAAGAGACGGGCUUCACCACCUAUUCCUGCUCCACCAUCUUUUGUAGAUGCUUCCCUAGAUGCUGGACCAUCAAGUCAACCACCCUGUGUUACCAUAGUAGCAGUGCAUGAACCAAGUCGAUCAGAUGGCGAAUGCCAACCCAUGACAAUGCCUACAAUCAUAACAUCCGCUGUAACGCCUUCGCCUACUUCACCAACAAUACCGGGUAAUGCUGCUCAAGCUGUGCAGACAUCCCAAGCUACUCAAUCAGCACAAUCCACACAAGUUACACCUGGCGGUCGUACUCCACCUAAUUUAGGUGGUCGUCGUGAUUCCACAACACAAUGUGGAAGAGCAAGAAGAGAUUCCCGAGCAGCUGCAAGCCCAGAACGUAGGCUUGGAAGGUUACAACGACAAGCUACAGCAUUCGACGAUCCUACCGGUCCACCUGGAACAAGACGUAGAGAUUCUGGACCAUCUUUGGGACCCGACGAUGAAGGUAGGGCAAGAAGAGAUUCGUUGAGCCCCGAUUCAGCCGCGCGUCCAAGAAGGGAACGGUCUCAAUUAAGUCCUGACAGGGCAGGUGGCGGAGAGCUUAGUCCCUCAGCAGCAAGACGUCGAGGUCGUCUAAGAAGACAAGCUUCAUGCGCUAGAGUAGGUCGGGCCCGAAGCCCAGAAUCUAGUUCAUGUUCAAGUCGUGAUCCAAGUCCAUGCGCUCGGCCUCCCGAACGAACAAUAAUAAGACGUCAGUCUACCACGGAAGAGAUAUUGAUAGCUCGUGGGUUUCGAAGACAAUCUACGACAGAAGAGAUGAUUCGUUGUCGUAAUUUUAGACGUCAAAGUUCUCAAAGCGAUGACGCCUGUAUGCGCGCUCGCGGUCGUCGAGACUCGUCAACCCAAAUAUUAGAUGGCACCAUCGGCACCAUGACAGUAGAGACAACCAGUACUUUCUUCGACUCCAGUACUCAAACAGAGCCAUCGCCGUUGUACGAUAACAAUCACUACCACGAGGAAUGUCUCCGCUGCAACUCCUGUGGGCUAAACCUCACUGGUCCCAAUCAGAAACGUUCUCGCCGCUUCAAGAACCAGAUCCUGUGCGACCUGCAUUUCGCGGACGUCGCGCUCAUGGAGUGCAGCGACUUCAUGCAGCAACUACGCAGCUUCAAACCCCAGUCCUUGGGCUGCGCCGUCGCCAGGCGCAAAUCUUCCACCACACUCAUAUUCCCACUGCCGCCACAGGCAUGUUCAGAUGAAUUUUGUGAGGAGUAUCCUCACAGCCUGAUCCCCACGCCGGGGUAUUGGAUCGAGUGUUCGCGACAGAAAAUCACCACCGACACCAUUUGGGAUGAAUCGGAGUCAGAACAUGACAGUGGACCAGAUCGCGAUGACAAUGAUCGUCAUAGAAGAUCCGGUUCCCUGGACGAGGCUGCAGAGGAUAGUAGCGACAACGGGGGUAGCACUCCGAAGAAAAAAACUGUCAUUGAGGAACAAUGGGAGAGAUCUGGUGGCUUCGAACUCACCUCCGUUGAACAAGAGACUUACGAGAAGUACUUCUACGGAACUGAGCAUUGGAACUAUUUCACUAACGAUGAAGACCUGGGCCCUGUUAUAUUGUCUAUUAAACAAGAGACCCUUAAUGCCAGAGAUCAGUUCAGAAUCCUGGUCCGAGCUAUCAGCUAUACGGUACAUGGCCUGAUACCAGCUUCGUGUGUAUUCGCCGACCGAUACAAUCGUGAGGAAGUCGUUAGAUCACUAGGCAAAGAGGUGAACAUCAACCCGCCAUUAAUGUUGGGCCAGCUACCUGAUACACCUGAAGAACUGCUAAAACUUGACCAGGUGUUCAUAAAAUCAGAAUUAAAAGUCGGAGUCAUCUACGUCAAGGAGAGUCAGUACACAGAAGAAGAAAUUCUGGACAAUAAUGAGAACUCACCGAUGUUCGAUGAAUUUCUACAAGUGUUAGGGGAUAAAGUUCGACUUAAAGGUUUCGAUAAAUACAAAGGAGGUCUCGACACGGUACAUGAUCUGACAGGUCUCUAUUCAGUAUAUACCAAUUGGAGAGGUAUAGAGAUCAUGUUUCACGUAUCAACACUCUUGCCUUAUGAAAGACAUGAUCCACAAAAGCUACAGAGGAAACGACAUAUAGGGAACGAUAUAGUGUGCGUGGUGUUUUUAGAAGCUGAUAAUACCGCAUUCUCUCCAGCCUGUAUCAAAAGCCAUUUUUUACAUACAUUUAUAUUAGUUAGGGUAUCGGCUAAAAUAAAACGAAGACCAACUAGGUACGAGGUGUCGGUUGUCACGCGAGAUGAAGUUGGUGCCUACAAGCCCUAUUUAUGGGAGCAAAGUGUUUUUGACAAAGGACCCAUGUUCAGAGAAUGGCUUCUUACCAAGAUAGUUAAUGGAGAGAGAGCUUCGUAUUCAGCGCCUAAAUUUGCUAGAAUGCAGGAAAGAACCCGCAGUCAAAUGCUAGAAGAUAUAGUGGCCAAUUUACAAAACCAUGCCGAAACGGGACAGAUACCCAAGCCCUACAGAAGAGGUUCAUGGCGUCCAAUAGGCCACAUGCGACCAUCGUCCCCUCUGUUGGACUCUGUUAGAGAUCAGUUCGAGGACUACGACCAACUUGCUAAAGACUUUACGCGUGUUUUCUUAAAUAACGAGCCAAAUGCAGCGCAAAACGCACAAAUGUUCGACGUUGUGUUCCUAGUAGGACAGUCUAAACAGAAGACUAAGUUCAUUGGAGUACGAGCGAUAUUAGGCGUAAGAAGCAGAGUGUUUCAAGAAAUGUUGUACGGCAUUCAGACUGGGUUUGGAUCACCACAAGUACCAGUAGCCGAGCUGCUAGCGCGGCCAGCACCCACUCUCCUUUCCCCCACACCUGCAAGACAAAAGAGCAGCAACUUUCUACAAGUCCCCGACAUCGAGUCUCCAAGACCUAAAAGCGUGCCUAGUUCGCCGAUGGUCAAACGCGCUUUCUCCCGACUCGGCACGUUAACGGCGGGCUGGGGUCGCUCUAUACGUAAACAACACUCGCAGCUCAACGCUGAUGACAAGAAGAAAUGGGCCAGCUCACAAGACUGUUCUAAUAAAGAAGGAAAAGAUAAAGACAAAGACAAAAAUGCUGCAUUAGCAGUACCGAGACUGUCAGUAUGCGCGGAUGCGCAGAAAGUCGACCGUGCCAAACUUGCACAGACUGAGUUUUCAAUAAUAGAAUUCGACCCAGAGACAUUCCGGAUACUACUGGACUACCUGCACACUGGUAGCUGUCCACUCACGUGUGCUUCGAUACCUGGCCUUAUAUGCGCCGCGGAACAUUACGACUUACCCGAACUACUCCAAGCUUGCUUCCACCACGCCAAGCAAUUCCUUAGGAUAGAUGUUGUAUGCACGAUGCUCAUAUCAUUAGAAAAUUAUUACUGGCGGUACACGUCAGCCUCGGAAUUGGUGAACAUGAUUCUGGCCUUCAUCGAGCAGCGAGCGUACGCGCUCUUCCAAACUCCGGAGUUCCUCAACCUCUCGGAAUCCAUGGUGCAAAUGAUCAUGUGCCGGAAUCUUGAGGUACCCGAAGUGAGGAAGUUCGAAGCGAUGCUCGGUUGGGCCAGAAACAAGAUCAAAUCAAAGUCCGCAAAUAAGACUGAUGCCAAAAAUGAAUUUAAAUGCAUUAUGGAGAGGUUAGCUAGGGAUCUGAAACUGUAUAGGAUCACACCGCAAGAAUUGAUAAAAGUGGUUCUCCCGUCGAAAGCUAUCAAGAACGAAAGGAUACUGGAGACACUGAUGUACCAGGCGAACUCGGGCAUGUACAGGAUUCAGGAUAGCGACAUAGAAGCCUGCCAACAGCGGCUGCUGCAAAAACAAGACUCGAGAUUCUCUGAAUUCGAAAGCUUCGACUAUGGUAUAUAA
Achroia grisella is the source of this 4560-nucleotide messenger RNA. RefSeq lists its product as uncharacterized. The transcript is spliced from 18 exons. The record is from RefSeq and is a predicted model, not a curated record. Gene Ontology annotation, molecular function: GTPase activator activity; protein binding. The coding region runs from base 1 to 4560 and encodes 1519 amino acids. Gene Ontology annotation, biological process: activation of GTPase activity; regulation of small GTPase mediated signal transduction. Gene Ontology annotation, cellular component: cytoplasm. NCBI's taxonomy places the organism in Eukaryota, Metazoa, Arthropoda, Insecta, Lepidoptera, Pyralidae.